CUUGUCCGGAACGAUAACUGAAGGUCUGACUCGGACGAUUGCCCCUCUUUCAGGGCGCGAUAUAUAGCACUGGAGAGGCAGCUAGGGUUCAUCGUGCUCGUUCUACGCGCUCACUCUCCGCUAUGUCUCAGCCCAACUAUAAGGCCGCCGACCCGAUCCUCCUCACGCUCUUCGCCAACCGCUUCAUGAGCGUGGCGGAGGCGAUGGGCCGUUCGCUACAGCAAACAGCGAUCAGUACGAACAUCAAGGAGCGUCUGGACUUCUCUUGCGCGCUGUUUGCGCCUGACGGAGACCUGGUGGCGAACGCGCCGUUCAUUCCCAUUCACUUGGGUUCGAUGAGUUUUGCGGUACGCUACCAGAUGAAGCUGCACGGCAAGUCGCUCAAGCCCGGCGACGUGCUCAUGACGAACUCGCCUUGGGCGGGCGGCUCGCACCUGCCUGACAUCACCAUCAUCUCGCCCGUCUUCGACACCAAGACGAACGAAAUCAUCUUCUUCACCGCGUCGCGCGGGCAUCACGCCGACAUCGGCGGUAUCCUCCCCGGGUCAAUGCCGCCGACAUCUACGAACAUCUUCGAGGAGGGCGCACAGAUCGAGAGCUUCAAGGUUGUGGAUGGGGGAGUGUACAACCAUGACGAGCUCGUCGAGUACAUGGUCAACAAGCCGGCGCAGUACCCUGGGAGCUCGGGGUGCAGGAACAUCAAGGACGUCGAGAGCGAUCUGAAGGCCCAAAUCGCGGCCAACCACAAGGGCAUUCAACUCAUCCAAGCGAUCGUGGAUGACUAUGGGCUCGAGACCGUCCAGGAGUACAUGUUCCACAUCCGGUCCAACGCGGAGCAAUCCGUUAGAAACCUCCUCCGGGACGCCGCCAAGCGCGCAGGCACGAACGUGCUCGAGGCCAUCGACUACCUCGACGACGGUUCUCCGAUCAAACUGAAGGUGACGAUCGACGAGGCAGAGGGCUCCGCCGUGUGCGACUUCACGGGCACGGGCUGCGAGGUGCGCGGGAACCUGAACGCGCCGAUCAGCGUCGUGCACUCUGCAGUGAUAUACUGCAUGCGCGCGAUGCUCGACAUGGACAUCCCGCUCAACGCGGGCUGUCUCGUCCCGAUUACGGUCGUUAUCCCCGAGGGCAGCCUCCUCAGCCCGAGCAGGACCGCAGCUGUUUGUGGUGGGAACGUGCUCACGAGCCAGCGCAUGGUCGAUGUGGUGUUGAAGGCGUUCAGGGCGUGUGCGGCGAGCCAGGGAUGUACCAACAACUUGACGUUUGGCGCGGGUGGCAAGGACAAGGACGGCAACAACAUCACUGGCUGGGGCUACUACGAGACCAUCGCAGGCGGUUCCGGCGCUGGCCCCGGUUGGCACGGCACGUCGGGCGUGCACACGCACAUCACGAACACGCGUAUUGGCGACGUCGAAAUCCUCGAGCGGCGCUACCCCGUGCUCGUGCACCAGUUUGGCCUGCGCCACGGCAGCGGCGGGAAGGGCAAGUGGCGCGGGGGCGACGGCGUCGUGCGCGAGAUCGAGUUCACGGAGGGUCUCCAGGUGUCCAUCCUCUCUGAGCGUCGCACGCGCCAGCCGUACGGUAUGGAAGGCGGCGAGCCCGGCGUGAUGGGCCGCAACACCUGGGUAAAGCAGGCGCGCAAAGAGGACGGCGACUUCCCUGAGGACAUCGGGGAUAGCAAGCCCGCGCCACUUCAGCCGCGCAAUAUUAACAUCGGCGGGAAGGCAACGGUCUGGAUGGGCAAGGGCGACCGGCUGCUGAUCGAGACGCCUGGCGCAGGUGCGUGGGGCGCUGUCGAGCACGGCGAAGGACCCGAGACGGACCAUAGCCAUGUCAAGGCGUGGGCGCCGAGGGGGAGUUUGGCAGAGAGGGAGGCGGCGCAGGCUGGAUUCUGAGAGGAAGUCACAACUGGGUUGUAGCAAUAGGUCGCUUGGCAGAUAAGUAACAAACCCGUCAUGUAGCGCUGAUAUAUGUAUCCUGUAGUGCUUGGGUACCACGCUCGUUCUGAUUC
This is a messenger RNA of Fomitopsis serialis, 2014 nucleotides long. RefSeq names its product Hydantoinase B/oxoprolinase. Gene Ontology annotation, molecular function: 5-oxoprolinase (ATP-hydrolyzing) activity. Gene Ontology annotation, biological process: glutathione metabolic process. The transcript is spliced from 8 exons. The record is from RefSeq and is a predicted model, not a curated record. Gene Ontology annotation, cellular component: cytosol. Bases 123 to 1898 code for a protein of 591 amino acids. NCBI's taxonomy places the organism in Eukaryota, Fungi, Basidiomycota, Agaricomycetes, Polyporales, Fomitopsidaceae.